Trichomonas vaginalis G3 is the source of this 753-nucleotide messenger RNA. Its product is annotated as Hop2B-like protein. Gene Ontology annotation, cellular component: DNA recombinase auxiliary factor complex; condensed nuclear chromosome. Gene Ontology annotation, biological process: meiotic joint molecule formation; meiotic strand invasion involved in reciprocal meiotic recombination; homologous chromosome pairing at meiosis. Bases 1 to 753 code for a protein of 250 amino acids. The record is from RefSeq and is a predicted model, not a curated record. The transcript has a single exon. Gene Ontology annotation, molecular function: recombinase activator activity; double-stranded DNA binding. Lineage: Eukaryota; Parabasalia; Trichomonadida; Trichomonadidae.
AUGUUUCAGUUUUAUUGUCUAAUUACAUAUUUGUUGCUUUAUUCUCAAGACCAGAAUCUUCAAAAAUCAAAUUUCAAAAUGGCACCAAAGUCUAAAGUUAACCCAAUUGGCCAAAUUCUAGAGUUCUUAUUGGAAAGAAAUAGACCAUAUAGUGCAACGAACCUGGUUGAUGAGAUGCAUGGCGAAUUUACUAAAACUGUAAUUCAAAAAGCAUUAGAUCAACUUGUAGAUGAAAACAAAAUUACUUGCAAACUCGCUGGAAAGUCAUCAAAACUCUAUUUUGCUAAGCAGGAAGGCAAACAAGUCGCUUCGAAAGAAGAAUUAGUUGUGAUGGAUCAACAUAAUGAUGAAUUAUCACAUAAACUUCAAGAUUUACAAAAGCUAAGAGAUGAACUUAGAGCUCGCCGCGAUGUUUUAUCUUCAACAAGGAAACUUGAUGAACUUCGUCAAUAUCGAGUUGAAAUUGAACAACAAUGUGGCAAAAAAGCUCAAUACCGUGAUAAACUUAUAGAAUCUGCUCAAGGAAUUAACCCAGAAGAUAUCGCAAAAAUUACCAAAGAUUAUAACACAAGGUGCGAACAAUGGAAGAAGCGCCGUGCUAUGUGUAUGGAUAUUCUUAAUACUAUAUGCGGUCAGGAAGGAAUGGAUAAAAAACCUGCUGAUAUUAUCGAAGAACAAGGCCUUGAGACUGAUGAGCAGUAUCAUGUUAAGUUAGAGUUUAAGGAUAGGAAAUAUACUAUUGUUGAUGUAUAA